Lodderomyces elongisporus is the source of this 1887-nucleotide messenger RNA. It is a transcript of the gene DOT6, whose product is annotated as Dot6p. The record is from RefSeq and is a predicted model, not a curated record. The transcript has 3 exons. The coding region runs from base 1 to 1887 and encodes 628 amino acids. NCBI's taxonomy places the organism in Eukaryota, Fungi, Ascomycota, Pichiomycetes, Serinales, Debaryomycetaceae.
AUGUCUAAAAGUGUGACGGAAAGGGAAAAUAUGGCAGAGGAUGGAAGUGUUUCACCCCCAUCUGCGGCAUCUGCGGCAUCAGUGGCAUCAGUAGCACCUGAGUCAUCAGUACCACCUGAAUCGUCAGUACCACCUGAGUCAUCGGUACCACCUGAAACGUCUUCGUCUUUACCUACUGGGGCUCCAGCUAAAGCCUCGACGUCUAGGACACCAACGUCAUGGGAUGCAGAAGAUGAUGUGCUUUUGAUGCACUUAAAGGAUAAACAGAAGCUAGGUUGGAAAGAAAUUGCAAGCAACUUCACAAAUAGGACACCCAAUGCGUGCCAGUUUAGAUGGAGGCGGUUGAAACUGGGCAAUUUGAAAAAUCCUCCUAAAUCUGCAGCAGCUUUGGGUGAUCAAUUCAAACAAAACCCAAACAUGGUAAGCUCAUCGACAAAGAAGAAAAAAUCUAAUCCUCCACAAUCAAUGAAGAUGGAAACAACGGAUUCCGAUUUUCCAUAUCCCUCAACCACUGGUGCAUUCCAGGGCUUUGAUAAUACUAUUUCCAAUGCACUUGCUGGUUUAAAUGCUCUUUCUAACUCGCCAUCGUACAUGUCAAGUCCUUCGUCAGCAACACCGCGAAUAUCUGUUUCUUCGCCACGCAUCAACUACGGGUCUAGUGGAAGAGCAGGGCUGAUUGGUAGUUUGCACCACAAGUAUGAAUCACCUUCUUUUGAUAGCGCGACUGAAGGUUCAGGCCGCUCAGCUAUUAUAGUUCCAGGAGCUUCGGAUUCUGGUGGUUAUUAUGCAGAUGUCUCUGUUGAUCCAACAAUGAACCUUCCACACAAUCGUUCGCACCCAGAAACACCAUCUUCACUCACACCGCGAAACUCAAUUUCAAAUUCGGCUAUUAGCGAUGAACGUCUGAAAGACCACAGGGAGCGGGGAUCAAUUGGAAACGGAUCGAUAUCAGCUGCAUCCGCCGCUGCCGCUGCUGCUGCAGCCAUUGGUGGUGGUGGUGGUGGUGGUGUUGGUGCUACUGCUGCAGGUGGUAUUGGAGCUAUGACUUCUCGCAAUAGUUCCAUUAUACAAAUUACAAAUGAAGACCGAGCGUCAAUCCUGUCGCUAACAAGAGCUUCGGUCUCAUCGCUUCCAUCGAAAUCGAUGAAUAUACCACAUCACCAAGUCGGAUCAUCGACUUUAGCCCAUUUACCUGUAUUAUUUGGUGGCGCAGGCAGUAUUAGUGGUCCCUCUAGAAACUCCAGUAUUAGUGGACAUCAUACAAAUAUCAGUAGUCUUCGAAAUGCAUCAUUGGUAAGUGCAAAUUCUGGAUUAUACUCGAGAUCAGGGUCGGUAGUGAUCCCACAUAGUAGUGACAAAACCGAUGAACCUUUGAAGAUUGAUAAGGAAAAAGUUGAUGCCAAUAAUAGGAAACUAAACAAGCUACGGCGUAAUUUGCCUGCUAAUUCGAAGUCGUCACUAUCGAAAAAGAAGAAGCAGGCACCUAAGCUUGACAUACCAUGGACGAUGGAAGAAGACGAGUUGUUGAUUAAUCGAAGGAACAGAGAGCUUUCAUUUGCUGAACUCUCUAUACUUUUACCACAGAGAACCGAGGGAGAGAUUUGGUCACGGAUCGAUUAUUUGGAGAAAUUGCGGAAUGGAAACGAUAGGUCUACAAACUUGAGAGAACAAAGAAAGUCGCGUCAAGCCUCUUUUGGAUUGGAGGAUGUUCAUGAUUUAUACGAUGAAGACGAUGAAGACGUUAUUGGAGGCAUCGGUGAUAGUGAUGACGAGGAAGCUUUAUUAGCAGACGAUGAUCUUGGACCAUCAUCUAGUCACAGAAGCAGGAAACGAAGAGCCAGUUCUGCGGUCAACCCAACAUCAGUCAGAGGAACCAUUAGAAGAUAA